Messenger RNA from Solea senegalensis (Senegalese sole), 1241 nucleotides. RefSeq names its product twisted gastrulation BMP signaling modulator 1a (gene twsg1a). Bases 271 to 945 code for a protein of 224 amino acids. Lineage: Eukaryota; Metazoa; Chordata; Actinopteri; Pleuronectiformes; Soleidae. The transcript has 5 exons. The record is from RefSeq and is a predicted model, not a curated record. Gene Ontology annotation, biological process: regulation of BMP signaling pathway.
GCCUGACUGCCUGUCGCUUUGUGCUGUGGAGAGAGAGACUGACGCCCUGUGGACGGACACACUGACUGGACACUGGUGCAGCAGCAGCAGCAGCAGCAGAAGAAGAAGAAGCGGCAGAAGAAGAAGAAGAAGAAGAAGAAGAGGAACCACUGAAGCGUCCCGGACAAGUUCAAAGAGAGAGACACAACCACGGCGUCACUUUAAGACGAAAAACAGACACAACAUCGUGAACUUUUGGUGUUUCCAGUGUUGUGCUGCUGAGCCGCCACCAUGAGGCCCGCUCAGCUCGCCCUGCCCGCAGUGUCUGCUGUCACGCUCCUGUUCCUCCUGUCAGGACUGUCCAUGAGCUCGGGCUGCAACAAAGCUCUGUGCGCCAGCGACGUCAGCAAGUGCCUCAUACAGGAGCUGUGUCAGUGUCGUCCGUCAGACGGGAACUGCUCGUGCUGUAAAGAGUGCAUGCUCUGCCUGGGAAACCUAUGGGAGGAGUGCUGCGACUGCGUGGGAAUGUGUAACCCCAAGAACUACAGCGACUCUCCUGCUACGUCAAAGAGCACCGUGGAGGAGCUGCACCGUCCCAUCCCCUCACUGUUCCGCGCUCUCACUGAAGGCGACGCCCCCAUCAACAUGAUGGUCGUGUCCUUCCCCGUCGCAGAGGAGCUGUCGCAUCACGAGAACCUGGUGUCCUUCCUGGAGUCGCUCGACAACCAGCAUCAGAACGUGUCCGUGCCCGGCAACAGUAUCCACGCCAGCUACGACACUCAAGAAAACAUGUGCACCGUGGUCUACUUCGACGACUGCGUGUCCAUCCGUCAGUGUAAACUUUACUGCGAGUCAAUGGGAGGAUCCAAGUACCGCUGGUUUCACAACGCCUGCUGCCAGUGCAUUGGACCUGAGUGCGUGGACUACGGCAGCAAAGCUGUGAAAUGCAUGCACUGUCUCUUCUGAGUUGUAGACACAUGUUGGUACCAAAUGUCUGCAGAGCAGAGGAAACCAGUAUGUGUUAGCAUUCCUCAGUGAUCUUGUAAAAUAGCCCCUUACCCCACUCCUCCUACCCCUGCAAAGUGUUUUUUUUAUUCUGCUGUUAUAUUUCACUGUAUAUUUUUAGAUAUGUUUUCAAUAGUUUUUUUUUUACUAGAGGUGUAUAUGAAUAAUGUAUUUUUACAACCAUGGUCUGCUAAAUCCCAGUGUCAUGCCAAAUAAAGAAAACGUUUGGUGACGUGGGCGCUUUGUCACAAGAGAAA